GGGGACCCGUAGAGGCGGGGCGUCCAGAGGAAAGGGCUGCCGCGCCGCAACCUCGCGCUUCCUGCGGGGUCGUUCGGGACGGAGAAGGGCCGCCGCCAUGUUCCGCCUCGAAGGGCUGGGGCCCAAGGUGGACCCGGAGGAGCUGAAGCGGAAGAUGCGCGAGGACGUCCUCUCCUCGGUCCGCACCUUCCUUAUUUACGUGGCGGUGCUUCGUCUCGCUCCGUACUUAUUAAAGAAGCUGGACAGCAUAUGAGAAGUGUUCCAUGGAUGGCCUGUGUUGAAGAACAAGCUGGACUGUAGGUGUUUUCCUUAUUCAAAGGGAGCAAGUUUCAUCAAACGGAUCCAAACAUUUCAUACAGCAACAGGGAAACUGGAGAAUACUGGAAAAGAAUGAUAACUCUUCCCACUUUGGAGCAGGCCUCUGUUCUGUCCGUGUGUCAGAAUGAAGCUUCUUUAUGCAGAUAUUAAAAUGUGUCUGGUUUAAAAAUCUUAUCAACCCUGGGAAAAUACUAAACAAAGUGCUUUCCAAUAGAGUGACCUGUGAAUUGUCACAGUGAUGUUGUUGUCACUUGACUGUUCUAAUUGUGUGUCUUGAAGACUCGUGUGAGGUUUGAAUGGUUGAAAUAAAACGGACCACCUGUUCUGAAAUCA
Messenger RNA from Eublepharis macularius, 651 nucleotides. It is a transcript of the gene TOMM5, whose product is annotated as translocase of outer mitochondrial membrane 5. Gene Ontology annotation, cellular component: mitochondrial outer membrane translocase complex. The record is from RefSeq and is a predicted model, not a curated record. The transcript has 2 exons. NCBI's taxonomy places the organism in Eukaryota, Metazoa, Chordata, Lepidosauria, Squamata, Eublepharidae. The coding region runs from base 98 to 253 and encodes 51 amino acids.